Molecule: messenger RNA, 1931 nt
Organism: Suncus etruscus (white-toothed pygmy shrew)
Lineage: Eukaryota; Metazoa; Chordata; Mammalia; Eulipotyphla; Soricidae
Gene: PLAG1
Product: PLAG1 zinc finger
Exons: 5
Coding region: 439-1926 (495 amino acids)
Source: RefSeq, a predicted model, not a curated record
CAGGCCCGCCGCGUCCAGCCCGAGCUGGGAGGGGGAAAAGGAUCCGAAGCGGCGGCCGGGGCGGCUCCCCGGGGCGGCGGACGGGCUGGGUGGCGAGAUGCUGAAGCCUGCGCCCAGGUUGCCUCUUGGUGCUGUAUUGGCCACAUUUGGCACACAGAAUGCUUCAUUCUAUGACGAUGUAAUGCUAAGGUCCCCUUGCUAGAAUCUCAACAGGUCACCAGAUUGGCCAAAAUGGGAAAGACUGGAUUCCACUCUCUUCUACGAAGAGUCAAUGGAACUGGCUAAGAUCAAGGUCUCAGGCUUUUUCCAUCUGUCACCAGUCCCUUUUUGCUUUCUUUUCCGACCACAUGAAACCUUGAGACGCCACCUAAAGCUAAAUCACUUAGUGGAGUUGGGCGGUCCCCAAGUGUGCGGCAAGAAGGCCUGCCUUAGGCCGCGAUGGCCACUGUCAUUCCUGGUGACUUCUCCGAAGUGAGAGAGACCCAGAAAGUGGGGAAACGUAAGCGCGGUGAAACCAAACCCAGGAAAAACUUUCCCUGCCGGCUGUGUGACAAGGCCUUUAACAGUGUUGAGAAAUUAAAGGUCCACUCGUACUCCCACACAGGGGAGAGGCCCUACCAGUGCUCGCAACAGGACUGCAGCAAGGCCUUUGUUUCUAAGUACAAAUUGCAAAGGCACAUGGCGACGCACUCGCCCGAGAAGACGCACCGCUGCAGCUACUGCGAGAAGAUGUUCCACCGCAAGGACCACCUCAAGAACCACCUGCACACGCACGACCCGCACAAGGAGACCUUCCGCUGCGAGGAGUGCGGCAAGCACUACAACACCAAGCUGGGCUUCAAGCGCCACCUGGCCCUGCACGCGGCCACCAGCGGCGACCUCACCUGCAAGGUGUGCCUGCAGGCCUUCGCCAGCACCGGCGUGCUGCUGGAGCACCUCAAGUCGCACGCCGGCAAGGCGUCGGGCGCCGCCAAGGAGAAGAAGCACCCGUGCGAGCACUGCGAGCGCCGCUUCUACACGCGCAAGGACGUGCGGCGCCACAUGGUGGUCCACACCGGCCGCAAGGACUUCCUGUGCCAGUACUGCGCCCAGCGCUUCGGCCGCAAGGACCACCUCACGCGCCACAUGAAGAAGAGCCACGGCCAGGAGCUGCUCAAGGUCAAGACGGAGCCCGUGGACGCCUUCCUCGACCCCUUCCCCUGCAACGUGGCGCUGCCCAUCAAGGACGAGCUGCUGCCCGUCGUGUCCCUGCCGGCCAAGCCCUUCCCCAACGCGCUGCAGCUCAACCUCUACAACAGCCCCUUCCCCGCCGUGCCCAGCCCGGGCGCGGCCCACCAGAUGCUCACCACGCUGCCCCUGGGGGUGCCCUGCCCGCUGGACAUGGACACCGGGCGCCCCCCCCACCACCUGGCAUUCAAGUACCCCUUCGGUUCUACCUCAUACGCCAUCUCGAUCCCCGAGAAAGAGCAGCCCCUCAAGGGGGAGAUCGAGAGCUACGUGAUGGAGCUCCAGGGGGGCGCGCCCCCCGCCCCGGCCGCCCAGGACUCGCAGGCCUCCUCCGCGGCGGCCAAGCCGGAGCCUCAGGUGUCGCCCCCGGAGGAGGGCGCCGGGGACCCGGCCCUGGCCAAGAGCGCCCUGGCCAUCAGCGACCCGCUCAACACGCCAGCCUUGGACUUCUCGCAGCUCUUCAACUUCAUCCCGUUGAACGGGCCCCCCUACAACCCCAUCUCCGUCGGGAGCCUGGGGAUGAGCUACUCCCAGGAAGAAGCGCCUUCCUCGGUGGCCCAGCUCCCCCCGCAGAGCCAGGAUUUGCAGGACCCGGCCAGCGCCCUGGGCCUGGGCUCCCUGCACUCGCUCUCCGCGGCCUUCACGAGCAGUUUGAGCGCAAGCACCACGCUACCCCGAUUCCACCAGGCCUUCCAGUGAGAGGC